Messenger RNA from Euleptes europaea (tarantolino), 1449 nucleotides. Its product is annotated as zinc finger protein RFP-like. Gene Ontology annotation, molecular function: zinc ion binding; protein binding. The record is from RefSeq and is a predicted model, not a curated record. The transcript is spliced from 7 exons. Bases 1 to 1449 code for a protein of 482 amino acids. Lineage: Eukaryota; Metazoa; Chordata; Lepidosauria; Squamata; Sphaerodactylidae.
AUGGCAGCCGGGGGUCUCGUCAAGGAGUUCCGCAGUCAAGCCAAAUGCCCCGUCUGCCUCGAAUACUUCAAAAACCCAGUCACCAUUGACUGCGGGCACAAUUUCUGCCAAGCCUGCCUCGCCCAGCGCUGGGGGGAAUCGAACAAAGCCUCUUCCUGCCCUCAGUGCGGAGAAACGGUCCAGAGGAGGAACUUCAAGCCAAACCAGCCCCUGGCAAACCUUAUAGAAAUAAUCAAGGAGCACCAGGAGGGAGAACGAACAGGAGGAAAUCGGCCGAUGUGCGAGAGGCAUCGGGAACCCUUGAAGCUCUUCUGCAAGGACGAUGAAGCCCCCAUCUGCGUGGUGUGCGACAGGUCAAAGAGGCACCAAAAUCACAGCGUGCUUCCUGUGGAGGAGGCUUCCGAAGAGUUCAAGGAGAAGAUCCAGGCCCAGCUACUAUCUCUGGAGAAAGAGAGAGAGAAGCUCAAGGAACAGAAAAUAACUGAAGAGCAAAGAAGCCAGAAGUGCCUGACACAGUUAGAAGUGGAGAAGCAGAAGAUCCUGGCAACCUUUGAGCAAAUGCGCAAGUUUCUUGAGGAAAAGGAAAACCUUCUGCUAGCCCAGAUAACAGAUCUGGAGAAAGAGAUCAGGAAAAAACAGGAAGAAAAUCUCACCAGACUCUGUGAGGAGAUCCCACGUCUCAGCAAACUGCUCAUGGAGAUGGAAGAGAAGUGCCAGCAGCCAGAGAGUCAAUUCCUGCAGAACAUCGGAAGUACCGUGAGCAGGUUUGAGAAGGAACGAGUCGGGAAUGUGGUGGACCUUUGUCCUUGGCUAGAAGAGAUCCCUGGAAUUUACUCACAAAAGAAUUCUGCUUUAGAAAAGACUAUGGAAAAAUAUAAAGGGUCCCUGGAACAAGUGCUGAACAAAGUGAAUAUGACCCUGGAUCCAGGCACAGCCAAUCCCUACCUCGUCAUAUCUGAGGACCUGAAGAGUGUGAGGUGGGAAGGCAAAGAACAGGACCUGCCCGAGACCCCAGAGAGAUUUGACAAAGAGCGCUGUGUGUUGGGCCAUGAGGGAUUCUCUUCAGGACAACAUUGGUGGGAAGUGGAGGUGGUGGAGGAGGAAGAAGAAGGGGCGCUAUGGGCAGUAGGGGUCACACGAGAGUCUAUCCGGAGGAAAGGAUAUUUCAGCCUCAAUCCUAGUGAAGGGAUCUGGGCUGUGGGCAAGCCAUUCUUUUACUCCCUCUCUCUUCGGCAACUGGCCGCUUUUACUUCCCCUAAGCGGACGCCUUUGGACUUGAGACCUGAGCCUAGGAAAAUCCUGGUGUGCCUGGACUAUGAAGAAGGCUCUGUGAGAUUCUUUGAUGCAGAGACAGACCACUCGAUCUUCACUUUUUCUUCAGCUGUGUUCUCUGGGGAGAAGAUCUACCCCUAUUUUUGGGUGGGGAAGGGAGUCACGCUGAAAUGCUGA